Molecule: messenger RNA, 1349 nt
Organism: Tigriopus californicus
Lineage: Eukaryota; Metazoa; Arthropoda; Copepoda; Harpacticoida; Harpacticidae
Exons: 5
Coding region: 1-1266 (421 amino acids)
Source: RefSeq, a predicted model, not a curated record
AUGUAUUCCGAUUACGACCAUCCCUCCGAAGACGUGUUCAAAAAGAUAUCUGCUUUAGCACAAACAGAACAAAUUGGCCACCCGAUUGAUCCCCAAGAAGUCAUCAUCAAUGAUGUUGACAUUCAAGGAGGAUCAGCCAUUGGGGAGAAUUUUACCAGCGUCUUAAAGAGGUUUACGAUACAUUCAACUGUGAAGGAUGCGAAUCAGGCUUAUGUUCAUAAAGUCGUCGGAAAAUUUCUCCCUCUGAAUGCUUCAACAACCAAAUGGUGGAAAUCUAUGCGGGUUUUUGAUCGAGAAGCGCUUAUGUACAACCAAAUCUUGAUCAACUAUGAAAACGAAUCAAAGACAUCGUUUGCUCCACGACUGUACCACUCAUCAGAUAGCUGCAUUUUAUUGGAAGACUUGAGUUCGAGUGGAUAUGUCUUGAAUGAUGCCCGGAAGGGUCUAAAUCUGCCUCAAAUGCAGGCAAUUCUGUUAAAACUGGGCUCCUUUCAUGCUUAUGGACACCAUCUAAUUCAGUCAAUGGGUUUUGAGCGAUUCCACAGCAAAUUUGGGGUGAUAUCGGAUGUCGCCCACCAUGGCCCUGCCUUGACCAAGGACCCAAAGGUUACCCUGGAGUUCAGAGCCAUAUUUAAGGGCAUGGUCAAAUUGUCCUUGAAACUGCUUGAGUCAGAGUAUGAUGCCCAGGUGUACCAGGAUCUGUGUGAGAUCAUGGCGAAAGUUGAGGAAGAUUAUGGAGCCGUCCGAAAACCUCUUGAUCACCAUUUUCAAGUCAUUGGACAUGGGGACCUUUGGAACAACAAUGUGCUCUUCCAAACCGAUCAAACCGAUCCCCUAGUUAUUGCCGAUGUGAAGUUUAUCGAUUUCCAAAACUCGAUGCGUACCCGGCCCACUAUGGAUCUAGUCCAUUUGUUCUAUCAGAGCACUACCCCUGAUCUCCGCAAAGAUCAUUUGAAUGCUCUUUUAAAGCUGUAUCACAGCGAACUCUUAUUGAACUUGGAAAUGCGGGGAAUUAGUCCUCGUGUAUAUCCAGAAGAGCAGUUCCAUCAAGACUUCAAAAACUGUUUCAUUCAUGGCCUAUACAUGGGAUUUGUUAACAUUCAGGCCAUCUUUAACGCGGAAGAAGUUAUAAACAAGGUCGUUUUGGAGAAAGAAAAUGACCCAAUUGGACCAAGUCUGACUCUCAAGGCCAAGGAGGUAAUGCUUCAGAGAUUGACAGGUCUCGUGAAAGAAGCUCAAGAGUUCGAAGUUAUCAGAUUCAAAUGAUUUUCAAUGUUGAUGCUUUGCUAAUUUUUUCUCUUUGAUUUUGUAUGUCUUUAAUUGCUCAUGCAAUAAAGUGCAGAAAAUGA